CGUGCGGCGGCGGGGCAUCAAAAGAAAGCGACGCUGCUGCGACUUGGUGCUUUUGUGUGUAACUCUAAAUCUAAAGCUACGUUUAAAGAGCUUCAGCCUGUCCUCUAAAGGAAUACGUUUCACUUCUGUUGGAUUCCAAGAUGCUGAAAGUGACCCUCGUGUUGGUUUUACUGGCUGCUGCUGCCUUGGCCGAGUCGGUACGAGAGACAGAAACAUGGAUGCCUCCAAAGCCUGGGACAUCACACGAAGACUUCGACUCAUCUGGUGAUUUCAUUUUUCCCAGUGAGGACAGCACAAGAUAUGAUGAUGAGGACAAUGAUGGGGACGAUGAUGAAAUAUCAGGCUCUGGUGAUGACAAGCCAUUAGUGAAGAACAAUGAAGAAGUUGCAAAAUCUGAGCCUAAAGACUUUGAUAACCGCAUCCCAGAGAUAGAUGUUCAGCCUCGGCCAACAGAUAAUGAGAUGCAGCUGGUGAGAGAGAACGAAGUUGCUCAUCCUCCCAGUGUCCAGCUGUCUCACGCAGGAGAACAGAACAUUUUUAACAAGACAGAAGUGCUGGCCGCUGUUAUUGCUGGUGGUGCAGUUGGGCUGCUUUUUGCUGUGCUUCUCAUCCUCCUCCUCGUCUACCGCAUGAAGAAAAAGGACGAAGGCAGCUACGAUUUGGGCAAGAAGCCCAUUUACAAGAAAGCUCCCACCACCGAGAUCUACGCAUGAACACAAACAUUCUUGAGCUAACUCAAAUAUGAACUCUGAACUCUCAAAUCACACAGUGCCUCUGACGCACAGCUAGGCUCCAUCUCUCUGUCUAGCUUGAGAAACCGCAAACCAGCAUCUCAGAUGAAACCGUGAUUACUCUGACUGCAUAUUUGAAUUUAACUUUAUCAGGAGAUAAGGUGCUCUGUUGCAGCCUGAACUGUAUAAGUCCUGACAUUUUCCUUUUUGUGUCUGGUUUCCCAUUGUUUUGCUCAAAGUAAAUAGCCAUUGUUAUCCUUUUCUUUACUUCCCUGUUUUGUAACACUAAAAGGUGCAAAUGGGGCCCUUUUGCGGCUGAAAAAUAUGGAUUCAAAGUCUGUACAAAACUUUGAAACCGUCAAAACUGACUCUAUCUGCACACGCCUGUGUCAUUUAGCAGAAGUAUGUGCUGUAGGUGCUGGGGAACGUUACUGUAGCCUUUUGCUUUUAAAGAAACUGUACUGAUUAAUUUUUUUCCAUUCUUAGGGCAAAGCGGUAAAAAUUGAUACUCGAGAAUUGAGAACAUUCUGUUCAUCUUCUGAAAGCGACCUUGGGGCAUUAACGUUAAUGUAGGUUAUUUUUAACACAGCAAAUAAGGUAUUCUUACAUUCCACAUGUCUAUAUUGUCUAUGUUAAUUAUGAAUGAUCAAGUUUCAGACUAAAAUAAUUAAGUAUCCCGGUCACUGAGCUUAGCUGCGCCUCUUACUUUGAGUUGACAAUUACACAUAUUUUUUGCAGAAGACCUCAAGAAAGAUCUCUGCAAACAGUUUUCUCAUUUCCAGGGGUCUGUAAAUAGCCGUUAGAAUAUGUUGAAAGUGUACACCUUGGUACGUGGCCAUUUUUGCCGAACUUCUAUUUACCAAAUAUUUAAAUGCCAAAAUAAUUCUCUUCUUGUUUUGUCCCGGUAUUGAGUAUGCAAAUUAAACAUAGAGUGAGUGACUCUUUAUUGUUUUUAUAUUGCUUCUUUACCAGUGCAAAAUGGGUGUCUCAAAUUGAUGACCAAUGCUUAUACUAACUUUUGUUCUGUUUCUCAGUGUUUUUAUAGUUAACGUUUCCUGUCUCUUUUCAGUGUUUCAUAGAAUACUUCUUUUUUAUUAUUAUAUUGUGUUAAUUUAACUUUUGAAUAGACUAUUUUAUUGCCUUCCUUCAGGUCGGGGGUUUCUUCCCCAUCUAAGCUGUACAUGUGAUUUUAGAAAAGAGAAAUCUAUACACUAGUGGAAGAUUUUUUUUCGAAGAGUUUUGAUGCAUUUUUUAUAUUGUAAGAGUUUUUAUUUCUUUUAGUCCUUUUUAAGUGAUGUCUAUUUAUAUUUUGUAGAAGGAUACUCGUACUAGUUACAAGGUGAAUGAAUGAGCCAUGUUAUUUGCAUGGGGUGAAAGUAUGAAAAUUUGCUGCUUUUUUCCUUCAACACAUGAUGUGAAAUCACCGAUGUAGUGAAGAAAUCAGUGGAUCGUUGGUUUCUGCAUGCAGGUUCUAAUCUGAUCAGAAAUAAAGUUAUUUUUGUGCACAUUACCAAA
Pangasianodon hypophthalmus (striped catfish) is the source of this 2246-nucleotide messenger RNA. It is a transcript of the gene sdc4, whose product is annotated as syndecan 4. Gene Ontology annotation, biological process: cell migration. Bases 141 to 713 code for a protein of 190 amino acids. The transcript is spliced from 4 exons. The record is from RefSeq and is a predicted model, not a curated record. Gene Ontology annotation, cellular component: membrane; cell surface. Lineage: Eukaryota; Metazoa; Chordata; Actinopteri; Siluriformes; Pangasiidae.